GUGUAAUAAUGUUAAAGUAAUAUAUAUUUAAUAUAAAAUAUUAAUAAUGUAUUAAUUUAAAUUGUUUAUAUAAUAAUAUAGAUGUGAAUAAAAUGGCUAUAGUGUUACGUUUGGGAAUGCUGAGGAUUGGACAAAGUCCGAGGAAAGUUUGUGCAUUCCAAACGUUUUUCACAGGACCCACUUCGUAUAAACGUAGAAAAACAUCAGAAGAAAGAAAAUCUCCAAAAUUAAUAGAAUAUUCACCGAAAUCUAAAUUAAAGAAAGAUGGGCCAACAAUAGACAUAUGGAGAAAUAUGACAAUAAAUGAUUUAGCAAAAAGCAUGGGCAAAGAUUUAGAACAAGUUCAGGAAAUAGGUUUAUACGUCGAAGGCUUACAAGACAUACAUAAGAAUUUUAGGCUUGACAAUCCAAAAAUCACAAAAGAAAUUGUUUCUAAAGCUGGUUUCAAAUCUAGAAUUGUGCCGGUGCCCCAGACGAGCACACACACUGAAGAAAAAGUAAGCAGGACACCAACCAUCAUAGUACGUGAUGUCUUCCCAAGACCUCCUUUAGCACCAGACGAUCCUUUGUUAAAACCUCGUCCUCCUGUUGUGACUGUAAUGGGACACGUCGACCAUGGUAAAACAAGUCUUCUGGAUGCUUUGAGAGGCACCAGUGUUGCUGCAGGUGAAGCUGGUGGCAUCACUCAACACAUUGGAGCCUUUACAGUGGCUCUGGACCACAAAGACCCUUCAUCGAAGGAACUGGAGUGCGUCACCUUCCUGGACACGCCAGGACAUGCGGCUUUCGGGGCUAUGCGUGCAAGAGGCGCGAACGUGACGGAUUUAAUCGUCCUGGUGGUUGCAGCCGAUGAUAGUGUUAUGGCACAGACGAAGGAGGUCAUUGCUUUGGCUAAAGAAGCUGAUGUUCCUCUGAUAGUUGCCAUCAAUAAGAUUGAUAAGCCGAAUGCUGAUGUUGAGCGUGUCAAGAGAGACCUGCUAGCCCACGGUGUAAAUUUAGAAGGCAUGGGCGGCGAAGUACAAUGGGUUCCAAUUUCUGCAACCAAAGGAACCGGUCUUGAUGAACUUGUCGAAGCCCUCAGUGUUCAGGCACAAAUCAUGGGCCUGAAAUCCGAUUACACAGGACCUGUCGAAGGAUGGGUGAUCGAAACUCGAACCGACGAACACAAAGGGAAAUUGGCGACAGCUCUGGUGACCAGAGGAACUCUUAGGCGUGGUAAUAUUUUAGUUUCCGGGUUGACAAGUUGUCGUGUUCGGGCUUUGUAUGAUCACCAUGGUGAUCAGGUGACGCACAUUCCUGCAGGCCCCGGAAUUCCGGUGGAAGUCGCUGGUUGGCGAGAUUUGCCUAAGGCUGGUGAUCAGAUGAUCGAAGUCGAAUCGGAGAAAAUGGCUUCGUCUGUGCUUCAUUAUAGAGAGAAUAUUGUGCAGCAAACUGUGAUACAACAAAGUCAAAGUAUUAUUGAGGCGAAGGCCAAGGCUCACGAAGAGGUUUACAAAGCAGAAAGAGAAGCCCGACGCAAAAAAGGGUUCUUCAAAAAUCGCCGAACCGGCCCUAGGCCCAAAGAGUACGUCGACGACAAAAGUGGCCCCCCAAGUGUCUCUAUUAUCAUCAAAGGGGACGUCCAUGGAUCAGUAGAGGCUAUUUUAGAUGUCCUGGACACUUAUCACCAUGAAGACGAUUGUAUUUUGGAUUUGGUUCAUUAUGGAGUCGGAGAUGUUACUGAGAAUGAUGUCGUUGCUGCCAAGACUUUCAAUUCUGUUAUUUAUGCUUUUAAUGUUAAAGUUAAGGAGCACCUUAACAUACCGGGGAAUGUUAAAGUGAAGCAUUUCGAUAUAAUUUAUAGGUUAGUCGAUGAUCUCAAAGAAGAAAUAUCUAACAAACUGCCAUUAAAACCUGUCGAAGAGAUUAUUGGAGAGGCAACAGUUCUGCAGACAUUUGCAAUAAACGAAGGCAAGCACAAAGUUACAGUAAUGGGUUGCAGAUGCACGCAAGGUUCAUUAAAGAAAAGUUCACUGUAUCGUCUGGAACGAGACGGUGAAGUAAUCCAUCAGGGUAAAUUAGUGUCCAUGAGACACGUCAAGACAGAGGUGGACACCAUAAAAAAGGACAUUGAGUGCGGUUUGAGGUUCGAAGACCAGAGUAUUGAAAUUAAGCAAGGUGAUCGUGUAGUAUGCUAUAAGGUUAAUCAUGUACCACAAUUCACUGAAUGGAAUCCAGGGUUUUAGUAGAAUAACUAUUAGUAUUAUAAU
Messenger RNA from Ctenocephalides felis (cat flea), 2249 nucleotides. Its product is annotated as translation initiation factor IF-2, mitochondrial-like. Lineage: Eukaryota; Metazoa; Arthropoda; Insecta; Siphonaptera; Pulicidae. The coding region runs from base 93 to 2225 and encodes 710 amino acids. Gene Ontology annotation, molecular function: GTP binding; GTPase activity. The transcript has 13 exons. The record is from RefSeq and is a predicted model, not a curated record.